AAGUGGACUGGUUUGCCUUCAUGAACCUGUGGGAUGAAGGAGUAACGGAGAGAUUCUUUUCUAGAGUUUAAUAAGUUCUUAAUGCAUCAGUAAUGCAGACGCCGAGGUCACGUGACACCCUGCUCUGAACCAUCGGAGCGCUCGCUCUGUGUCUGUGAAUCAGUGGUGGGAAAAAGUGAAGUGAGUUUUUUAAAGACGAGACGACCGGCGUGUUUUCAUCAUGAAUCUGACGCAGCGGAUGAAACUUCUGAAGCACUUUGGCUCUGUGCCCCCGGAGCCUCCUCCCCCGCUGUUGCUGGUGCCUAGAGCAGGCAUGGAGGAGCUGACGAUAUGGGAGCAACAUACGAUCACACUCAGCAAAGACUCAAAAGUGGGGUUCGGCUUUGCCAUAUCGGGGGGGAAAGACAAGCCUCACCCGGACAACGGCGAUACAACGGUGGUGGUGUCGGAUGUGCUUCCAAACGGACCGGCCAUCGGACGCCUGUUCCACAAAGACCAGAUCGUGAUGGUGAACGGCGUGUCGAUGGAGAGCGUCCACUCUAACUUCACCAUUCAGACCCUGAAGUCAUGUGGCAAGACGGCAAACAUCACGGUGAAACGCCCCCGCAAGAUCCAGAUCCCAGCAACCUCCAGACCAUCUAGAGCCGCCUCCCAUUCCAACCUGCUGGACCAGGACCCCCCUAGACGAACGCGACGCUACUCUGAUGGCAGCGACAACAGAGAAGUCGGCCGCUACCGCGCCGGCAGCGCCUCCCCAAACCGUAACGGUUAUGGAACCCUACCGCUGAUGUCAUCGGGGUACAAGAGGCUGCCGUACCAGGACGUUCCCGACAAACCAAUCAGAACAACGCUCCUGAAAAAGAAAAUCACAGACGAAUACGGAUUGAAGCUCGGCAGUCAGAUCUUCAUCAAGCACAUGACAGACACAGGCCUGGCUGCAAAGGAAGGAACGCUGCAGGAGGGUGACCUCAUCCUGAAGAUCAACGGCAUGACAACAGAGAAUCUGUCCCUGCUGGAGACCAAGCACCUGGUGGAGAAGAGCAGGGGCAAACUGACUAUGACAGUCCUCAGGGACGACCGCAAGUUCCUGGUCAGCAUCCCCGAGGUGGUGGACAGCGCCCCCAACAGUGAGGAGGACCACCGCCGAGACAGCAGCUCUGAACUAGAGGAUAUUUCAGACAUCGACGUCCCCUCUCACAGAGUGUCCCGCCAUCCCACCAGAGAAAAACGGACGCGCAGAACGAGAGCUGAACCUCCACCGGCCAAGUCGCGGGAUGCGUCACCAGUGCGCUCCACCUUAACUCGUCCUCCUGCUAGAAGCUACGCCUCCCGCAGAGCUCCAUCAGAGUCUGAGUCGGACCACAGCGCCUCUCCUCCUCCUGUCAGGAGAACGAGUCCGGACAUGAGAGAUCACUCCAACAAAUACAAAAGUCUGUCUGGCAUGUCCGCCGUCCCCAACCCUCGCUCCUCUCCUAUAGUCCAAAAGUGGACGGGCUCCCGUCCCUCUUCUUCCUCCGCCUCAAGGCCUCGCAAGCCGGUGUCGGACUCAGACUCUGACCGCAGCGCCUCCCCUCCACCACGCAGACAGAGCCCGCGCCCUGACAGCCGAUACAACGCGCUCUCUGAGCUGCCCCCUGCAGUGCUGGGAGCCUCCUCCAUCGAUGUCCGCAACGAGCCAUAUAGGAGGGUCAACUCUCCUGUGAGAAUCCCAGCCCCGGACUCUGAUUCAGAGCCGGAGGUCAGUUUGGCGCCUCCUCAGAGGCAGAGCACCACGUACAGUCACGACUCCCUCAGCAGAUACAGGGUCCUGCCGGAGGUUUCCCUGCAGGAGGAGCAGCCGCGGUGGAACAGCCGCAGCAUCCCAGCCAGUGACCCACCACAGAAAUCUCGUUCAGAAUCUGAAUCCGAGGCAAGUUAUGCAUCGGUUCCUCGGAGGGGUUCUACUGACAGCGCCGACUCCAACAAGGCUAAAACACGGGUCAGGGUCCUGCCAGUCAUCAAACCAACGCCAAUCACUCUGAAGCAGGAACCUCCUCGCCGAAUCCUGUCACCCAGCAGACCUCCUCCUGAUGAUUCCUCGGAGUCGGACAAACUUUCACAUCUCAGGAGGUCGGGGAGCUCUGAGCGGGGCGGUGGCCAUCACAGAGUUCCUCCCGCUGCAAAUGGAACCGGCACCCUGAAGUCCGGGAUUUCAGGGAAGAGCAAGCUGCCAGCCUACUCCAAGCCUGCUGAAGAGCCCAUCUACUCCCUGCCUCCAGACUCAUACCCGUCUCCUAACCCUGGCUACAGCUCGGACCUUCACACUGUGUCAUUUGUGAAGGAGGGCAGUGUGGGGCUGCGGCUCGUGGGGGGAAACGAUGUGGGUAUAUUCGUCGGUGGAGUUCAGCCAAACAGCCCCGCCUAUGAGGAGGGAAUGAAAGAGGGAGACCAGAUCAUGCAGGUAAAUAAAGUGGAUUUUGGUCAUUUCACGAGAGAAGAGGCGGCCAACUUCCUCCUGAACGUCAAGAAAGGAGAGCAGGUUGAAAUCUGCACUCAGCACAAGAUGGACAUUUAUAAGAAGAUUUUGAAGUCCAACUUGGGUGACAACUUCUACAUCCGCGCCCACUUUGACCACGAGGCGGAUAGCCCUAUUGGUCUGAGCUUCACCCGAGGGCAGGUGUUCAGGGUGGUGGACACCAUGCACCGCGGGAAGCUGGGAAACUGGCUGGCAGUCCGCAUGGGACACGACCUGCACGAGAUGGAUAAAGGCACCAUUCCAAACCAGCCCAGAGCGGAGACCUUCGCCAGCAUAGAGCAGUCGCAGCGGGUGAGCGGCGAGAGGCAAGUGUCGGGGCCGAGGGCGGAGUUCUGGAAACUACGCGGGCUCAGAGGGAACAAAAAGAACGACAAGAACAACCGUCGCUCUCGUGACGACCUGCUGCAGCUCACCAUCCAGGGCAAAUUCCCCGCCUACGAGAGAGUCCUGCUCAGAGAAGCUAACUUCAAACGGCCCAUCGUCAUCAUGGGUCCUCUCAAUGACAUCGCCAUGGAGAAGCUGGCCAGAGAGAUGCCCAAUGAAUAUGAAGCAGCAGACAUGGUUCCUCGCAGUGGGAGUGGAGACAGCGGCUCCACGGUGAUCAAACUGGACACUGUGAGGAGGAUAGCUGAGAAGGACAAGCACCCUCUGCUGGACAUCACGCCCACAGCAGUGGAGAGGCUGAACUACAUCCAGUAUCACCCAAUGGUGCUGUUCUUGGACCCUCACAGCCGCAAGGAUGUCAAAGCCAUGAGGCAGAGGUACAGCCCCGACUCCAACAAGAGCUCCAGACGCCUUUACUCACAGGCCAUGAAGCUGAAGAAACACUACAGCCACCUCUUCUCAGCACGGAUUGACCUGCAGCCCGGCUCCAGUGCCUGGUACGAGAGCCUGAAAGAUAAGAUCCGCCACCAGCAGUCCAAACCCGUCUGGGUGUCUGAAGUCAAGCUGGAGAGUGGUGGGGAGCAGGACUUGGAUGCUUUCGAUCAAACCCAGUCGGACUACCUGAGUGCGGCCAGCGACCUGGAGGACACUGAUGGAGAGGCGUUCACCGAUGGAGAGGCCUACACCGACAACGAGGACCUGGAGGAGGCCUACCCCGGACAGAACGCCUCCAGAGACUCCAGACCAGCCGGAACCGCUCUGGCCCGCUCGUCUGAGCCUUUCUACGGGGACACCGAGCCCCAGGCGGACACCUACUCCCUCAGAGAGAUCCCCCCGCUGCUGCACGUACCUGAGCCCCGAUCACCCCGCCCAGAGAACCCCAGCUCUGCUGAGGAGGAAGAGGAACCAACUAUUCGCAGUUUCACAGACUCAGAUUUCAGCACGCUUGAUGUGAUUCAACCCAACACUCCAUCAGACGGACCCCCUGAUUUUAUCGCCCCCGACCCCACCACCCGGUACUCUGUGAACCAGCCUUCCUGUCCUGCCGAGGUUCAGCCGGAGAGCCCACAACUCGCCAGCCUGUCUGCCAUCGAGGAGAGACUACAACAGGCUCGCUCUGCAGAGCCUCAGGCUAAAGCUGAAGAGAGGAAGGGUCCACAGUUUAUUGUGCUGGCACACCAUCACCAGGCGGUCCAGUUCAGACGCUUACAGAUCCAAGGCAGCGACAGCUCGGAGGAGGACGAGGACGAGGACGAGGCGGAGGAUGUCGAAUGGGGCCCCGCUACAGAGCUUUAGAGUUCAGAGAUCAAAGCUGGAGUGGAGUGAAACACAAAGGACACGAGAAGCAUUUCACUCCUCAAAGAAACUCUUUUUGUACAAACGGAUUGUCUGGAGUCAGAAAGAUUGUUGCUGCACAUCUUUAACAGAGAAAGUGUUUAAAACGAACGCUCCGAUCAAAGUGCCUGAUAACCUUUUCUAGUUUUUAUUAAGAUCUAAUCUUUGUUAACGCUACGACACAAAAACAGGUUUAUUAGAAAGUCAUUUUAAGAGGAAUUAUGCAGGAACAAGAAUAAACAUGUGGAUACGCCUUUGACUUCUUUUUUAACAUUAAACACUUUUCAUGAUUUAAAA
Molecule: messenger RNA, 4531 nt
Organism: Labrus bergylta (ballan wrasse)
Lineage: Eukaryota; Metazoa; Chordata; Actinopteri; Labriformes; Labridae
Gene: tjp3
Product: tight junction protein 3
Biological process (GO): positive regulation of blood-brain barrier permeability; cell-cell junction organization; protein localization to cell-cell junction
Cellular component (GO): bicellular tight junction; plasma membrane
Molecular function (GO): cell adhesion molecule binding
Source: RefSeq, a predicted model, not a curated record